Messenger RNA from Arctia plantaginis, 732 nucleotides. The record is from the annotation of a GenBank genome assembly. NCBI's taxonomy places the organism in Eukaryota, Metazoa, Arthropoda, Insecta, Lepidoptera, Erebidae.
AUGCCUCGCAAGCAGUGUUAUUGGACGCGUAAGUUGGAAUUAGAAUUAGUUGAAUUUGUUCGUCAGAGAGACUUUAUUUGGCGACCAGUUGGUAAUACAAACCAUCAUAUUCAGCAGAAAUAUAAAGCGUAUGCUGAAUUCGCCUCUCGGUUAGGUAGAGGGUUUACAGCACGGUCAGUUCGAGAUCGCUGGGUUAACAUCCGUAGCACUUUCAACCACAAUUUGAGAAGGGUAGACAAGUCCAAGGAGACAGCUAAGAGUCCUGCAGACAUAUACGUACCAUGCUGGCCACUUUGGAAGCCUUUACAGUUCCUGAGAGAGACAUCCAAGAAAGACGAAUUUAGUUUUGAUAACUAUGAUGCUGUUCCUGGCUUCUUCAAGGAGCUAUCAAGUAAUCUGAAUGUAAAAGAAGAACUUCAAUCAGAAGUUGAUGACGUGGAGAUAGGUAUAAGGCAACGUGGCCAACGCACAGACAGACCGCGCAAAAAAAAUAAAGGAAUAAGAAAAUCCAGCAACGCCAGGAAUAAAUGUAAGCAAGUCAUAAAUGAACUUCUUCAAGCUAUGAGGCCGCUAGGUGCAGAUGCGCCACCCGAACAGCCAUAUUGGUUCUUCGCGAAACAUGUUGUCGGGAGACUGAGCUCUAUGCGGAAAGUUGAUGCAGAUUGUGCAGCUACUGACAUUCUUAAACUAUUGGAUGUCAACAUGGAUGAUAUCGCUUUGAAAUCUGAAUGA